AUGGGCGCAGAUGAGAAAAUACUUGAGCGCUCCCCUAUUUUAUACAUGCAGGAUAAAAAUGCCCUAUACAGCAGGCUGAUACAGAGCAAGUACACCACAGCACAAGUGGACAAGCUAUUCGGGGAACUGCACAAAUACGGGCUGCUGUACUUUUUUGGGCUGUCUGUUGGGAGCGAACUUUCGCGCGCAUACAGCAGCUGCAAAGAAGAGAGCUACACGGAAAAGUGUUUUGCAAGCUACCACCUGAGAAACAGAAAUAGCAUGUAUGCAGAAGAGCCCGGGAGUGGAUUUGACGAGCUGUUCUUGCACGGGUACUGCAAGUACCUCCGCGGAGAGUAUGCGCGCUCUAGGGACUGCAUGGAGACGCUGCUGCGGCAGAGCAUGUCCGGGGGAUCUGUUCAUUUCGGGUGCAGGCUGCACAUUCUUUCGAUUGCCUCGGCCUCUGCGUACAGAAUGGGCGGAUACUACGAUGCUGUUUGGCUGGCACGUGCGGGAAUGGCCCUUGCGGAGGCAGUUGGGUUUGAGGAGGGCUCUCUGUACUUUGAGCGCAUGCUGAGGAUAAUAGAGGGCAUGAAAAACGGGGAGGCGUGCGAGGAAGAGUUUGCAGGGACGCUGAUAUCUCGGGACGUAAACAGCCUUCUGCGCAUACCGACCACGAUGGAGGACAAGAUAGAGCGGUGCCUCCGGUAUGGAAGCGAAGUGUCUUUGCUUCGGGACGUGAAAAUAUACGACACCCGCGAGGGGUGGGAAAUGAGCAGCACCAUUGAAGAGUACAUCAACCGGAUUAAGGGCAUUGGCGACAAGUGCCAGGAUGUUUCUCCCGUAGUCGUGUACUCGAUCGACGGAUGUCUUGCAUUUGGCCUGAUAUACUUUCGGGAAAAGGCUAAGAUGUCUGUUAUAAAGUCGAAGAUUCUGGUGAAGCAGAUCCUGCACCGCCUGGGGAAGAUCCAGGCGCAGAACCAGGAGGUGCUACGAAGAGAGUGCGCGACCGCAGAGGAAAAGCAGGAGUGGUGGAAAGCAAGGAUCUCCCUGGACGCUGAAAUAAAGAAAGAGGUCUUGCUGAUCGACGGGUAUCUACAGAAAUACAUAAUGAAGGGGCACAAAAUAAAGCCGAAAGUGGCCCUUGUGAUAGAAGACAUUCUGGGGUGCAUCCCCUUUGAGAUGUGCAACACAUUCACGGGUGCAGGGGUUUUCAGAUGCUCUUCGCUCUGCCACAUACUUUCAGGCGUGGGAGCGUCAGAAAGCAGCGGGCCGGUAGAAGACAGCGAGAUCUUCUACAUUCUAAACCCGGAGAAAAACCUGGCGCAGACGGAGGAGAGAAUUGCAAAGUACUUGGAGGAAAACAUGCCCGGCGCGUCUGGGAUCAGAAACCGCCCUCCCUUGCCCAUGGAGGCUGAGCAGGCAAUGGCCUCGCACCGCGUGUUUAUGUACUUUGGGCACGGCGGAGGCGAGAAGUUCUUCACGCCCAGAAAGCUCAGGAAGCUGUCGAAGGGGAUGGAGAAGACGCGGUGCAAAAGCAUUUUUCUGUUUGGGUGCUCAAGCGCAAAAAUAUCUGCAUUCCCCAUGUACAAUACACACAGCACAUGCAUAUCGUAUAUGCACAUCCCCAUCGUGAAAAACGUGAUUGGCGCCCUGUGGGAUGUAACGGAUAAAGACCUUGAUCUGGUAAGCGUAGGAGUAAUGGACGCGGUCAAGAACCAAAAAGAGCUGCUUUCUGUUGCGCUUAACAGGCUAAAAAGGCAGUGCAAGCUGAAGUAUCUGAACGGCGCUGCCCUUGUAAUAUACGGGAUAGACGAAUAA
Messenger RNA from Nematocida major, 1800 nucleotides. RefSeq lists its product as uncharacterized. The transcript has a single exon. Lineage: Eukaryota; Fungi; Microsporidia. The record is from RefSeq and is a predicted model, not a curated record. Gene Ontology annotation, biological process: meiotic chromosome separation; proteolysis. The coding region runs from base 1 to 1800 and encodes 599 amino acids. Gene Ontology annotation, cellular component: cytoplasm; centrosome; nucleus. Gene Ontology annotation, molecular function: cysteine-type endopeptidase activity.